AAAAAGAGCCGGGAAUCUCGAGCCAGCCUCCGAGCGCGAUGGCUGCGCCCGACGUUCGCGCUGCGUCAGCACGCAUUGUCCUGCUCGUCGCCGCCUUUGUCCUGGCCGGCGGCGUCUCGGUCGCUCCCCAUCCGUCGCACUCCGCUUCGCCGUCGGAGGACGCACCACCCGCCGAGGCGUCCCGACUGGCUGCGACGUCGGCCGGUGACGCCGCAGGCGGGGAAGGAGGCGUCGACUGGCGCGAAUACGCCGACGCCCUCCGAGGAGUUCUCUGUCCACUGGACGCCAAUUUCCUGUCCUGCGUCGAGCGUCGGGUGGUGUGUGAGCUGAAGAGCACCGUUCGAAAACUCAGUAACUUCAGUGACGCUCAUCCCUGGUUGAAAUAUGUCGAAGAGAACAUUUCUGACAAAAAUACCUCGGAUGGUGACGGUUGUGAUCCCGAAUCACAAGAACAGGGUGCACUCACGUCUGCCAGGGGCACGAGCGAGUCUGUCGUAAAUAAAAACGACACUGGAAUCCCGAGUGAUACAGCUGCAAGCUCCCAGGAUGUCCCGCACAACUCGUCAGAAGGUUAUACCACAGAGACAAUACCAAGAACAAUGAAGAUGAGUAUGAUGAUGCCAAUGAUGUUGCUAGGUCCAAUGAUGAUGCUUGGCUUCCUACCAUUUCAACUGGCUAAUUUGAAAGGCAUGGUGAUGAUGGCCAUGAUGCUUAGCAACAUGGCACUUAUGUCAGCCAUCAUGACGACAAUAAGAAAUGUGGUUUUUGGAAGGCGCCCUGGACCGCAUGUGGUUUACAAAAAUUAUGGGUAUGCAAAUGAACAGAAACAGAAGUGGAUUCCCCAUCAACCAACAGUGUUCCAUCAUGGAUAACAUGAGAACUUUAUAGGCAAUCACUACAUCAGAUAUACUGUUUGAAGUUUACUUGUGUUUUUUUUUUUUACUAUUUUAAUGACUUGCAA
This is a messenger RNA of Schistocerca piceifrons (Central American locust), 961 nucleotides long. RefSeq lists its product as uncharacterized. The record is from RefSeq and is a predicted model, not a curated record. NCBI's taxonomy places the organism in Eukaryota, Metazoa, Arthropoda, Insecta, Orthoptera, Acrididae. The transcript is spliced from 2 exons. Bases 39 to 872 code for a protein of 277 amino acids.